AGCUGUGAUCAGACUAAGGCGGUGAUUGGCUGGCGGGGGUCACGUGACAAUGGCUGCCUCCAUCAGAAGUGUUCGUCUGCUGCCGCCAACACAACUCACCACACACCGACUCAACUAUGUGUCGUUAACGAAGCCUCGGCAGUGUGUCCUACAAUGCAGAUUGUCAUCAUCUGCACCCGACACUACAAGUCAAGAUGAUAUCCUGCCUCCUAACAGAAGGUUUUCGUUUGAUGCAGAAUCACUAGCUUCUAGAGGGUAUCUUCGCAGUCAGAUGCCAUAUUCUCCUCCAGAGGAUAUCGAGAAUGAAGUGUUAAGAAUAUGUAAGGAGCUGUUAAAGAGCACAGAUUUGCACACUCCCUUCAAGGAUGCAAACACCAAAUUCAUGGUGUUGGCAGAGUGCUCUAAAGCUUACAAUCACACAGUCCCAAACUCUCUCAUGCACAAAAUUACAAGUAUUGGAGAAUUGGUGACGUUUUAUAAAACACCCAUCAACACAACUGUCCCAUUGAACAUGAUGAAGGAAUUUGACCUACCCAAGAAUCUUCAUGUCAUAUAUAAAUACACCAGGUUCCACCCAGAGACGGACACCAUGUUUGGAGGAGUAUCUGCUUAUACCAAAGACUCGACUAUUGUUCCGGGUCUCAAGAAUAAGAAACGAUAUCCAGGUUACCAAGCAAGAUCAACUUGGCCCUAUCAGUGAUAUUUUUGUGUUUUAUUUAUUUUUGUUAUUAUUAUUGUUAACAUUGUUCUAUAGUGUAUAUAGUAAAAGGUUAUACACCCCCUUUUUUAAUUGAUAACAUGAUUGUCAUGAAGCAUUAUGUAAACUGGCGGUAUUGUUAAUGAAUUAAACUGUACAAUCUUU
Homarus americanus (American lobster) is the source of this 862-nucleotide messenger RNA. RefSeq lists its product as uncharacterized. The transcript is spliced from 5 exons. Bases 50 to 700 code for a protein of 216 amino acids. Gene Ontology annotation, cellular component: mitochondrial large ribosomal subunit; mitochondrion. The record is from RefSeq and is a predicted model, not a curated record. Lineage: Eukaryota; Metazoa; Arthropoda; Malacostraca; Decapoda; Nephropidae.